Pyricularia grisea is the source of this 205-nucleotide messenger RNA. RefSeq lists its product as uncharacterized. The coding region runs from base 47 to 205 and encodes 52 amino acids. The record is from RefSeq and is a predicted model, not a curated record. The transcript has 2 exons. NCBI's taxonomy places the organism in Eukaryota, Fungi, Ascomycota, Sordariomycetes, Magnaporthales, Pyriculariaceae.
UUACCACCUGCAUCUCAACCGCUGUCAGCCAGAUCCCGGAUUUGAUAUGACAGAGGCGAUUGAAGACUCCACCAUCCAUUUUUGGAACCAGUAUGUCAGCUCAGUUGUGUUGCUGGAGCUAGCUUGUCCCAUGUUUCUCGGUGACGGACUGAUGCCGUCUUGGGAGAAAAAAACUCAGCAUGAUCACAGGAGGCCUCCCGGAUGA